AUGCCUCUACUUUUACUCCCCAACGAAAUCCUCCAUCACAUAAUCCAGCAUCUGGACUAUGCCUCGGAAGUCAACGCCGUGGCACAGACCUGCAGGGCUCUGCACCCUCUAGCCACCGCCCGUCUCUAUCCACACUGGGCGACACGAUACUCCCCGCGCAGCCUGGACCGCAUUAUAGAAAAUGGCAACCUCGACGCCCUGCGGAAGCUGCUCUCAGCAGGCGUGUACAUGGACACGUAUCGCAAAGCAAACAAAGAUCAACUACCCCUAGCAAAAGCAGCAGCUGAGGGCAAGGUGGCCGUGCUCCAGGAGUUCGUGGACGCAUACGGGCCGGCGGUCAUCAAAGAAGUAGGCCGUAUGCGCCCACUCAUGCACGGUGCAGUAUGUGGAGGACUAGAGGUGCUCAAGUUCCUGGUAGAGCACGGCGCAAAGCACGACACGGCGGCCGUGCUGCAACUCGGCGACGUGCUGGGGUUCGCGGCCCAGCACGGGUCCUUGGCUGUGAUCCGGUAUCUGGUUGAAGAGAUCGGGUGCGAGGUUGACGCGGUUGAUUUUGAUGGUAAGACGCCGCUGUGGUGGACGGCGCUUAUGGGCCGGCUGGAUGUUGUUCAGUUCCUGCUUGUUGCUGGCGCCAAUCCCCAUUCCCAGUGUCUGGAUGAACCCAACGAGACGCCUCUGUAUUGUGCAGCAAUACAGGGCCGGGAAUCUGUCGUGCGAUUCUUGCUCGACCAGGAGAUCUAUCCCGACCUUCAAACUGAGCUCAAUAUGCUGGCACUCGCCCGGAUGGUCGCCGAGGGGAAAGAGGCCAUGGCCGCGCUCAUUUUCGAGCGCGUGGAUCUGGAAACACUUCUUGCGUCUAGCAGUGAGUCCGACCGCUUCUACUUGCUGUUAAUUGCAUGCGCAUGGGGCGAUGAGCCAUUUGUCCGCCGGCUCCUAGAUAUGGGAUACGAGCCCUUCAGACUAGAAUGGGGCGCCGAACCACUGGAAAUAUCAGCACGCAGGGGCUAUACUCAGAUUCUUGGACUAAUUCUCGAUUCGUUGAUGGAGUCGCAUCCCUUCAUGCUCAAGUGCACGCUAGUCCAUGCGGCGUUUUGGGCAGCAGACUGCAACCAAGCAGCUGCCCUACGAGAAAUCCUGGAUCGGGUGGCAGACUGCGUGGGGAAAAUGCAGGACGAAGAUGAAAUGGACAUGUUCGUGGGUCGAGAACGAUUUCCCACGAUAGACGAUGGCGACAGGCUGGAUGGCAUCCUGGAGCAACAAGGUUACGAAGCCUUCAUGUAUUAUGUCUCACUGAAGGUGGGGGUCGUUCAUGAACCAGUUACUCGCCUCUUGCUGGAACGAGAUGCGCUCGAAACAAUCCAGGAGCCAGAGAACGUAAACGAAAUCGUCCGCACGGCACUCAAGGAAGGAAACCCAGCGGUGGUUCGGCUGAUGCUAGAAAAGACGGGGCUCGGCCCCCUCGACGAGCUGGACGAGUAUGAAACAAUUCUAGAAUCCGCCGCCGCAGACAGCACACCGGAGGUAUUCAAGAUGCUACUCGAUAUGGGUGUCACGCUGCAGCCGGGGGAUGCGGUAUGCGAGUCAGCGCUGACCGAAGCAGCACGCAACAAGAAAGCCGAGAUUGUCCGGUUGUAUCUCGACUGCGGCUUCGACGUGAAUGGCGAAUACCAACCGCGGGGCUGGAAUCGGAGCCGCGGCCGCCUGUUGACUUUUGUUACCUGCGCUGUGCCCCGAGUAGACGAGGCCGACCACGACCACCACGCCCUGGAAGUGGUGCGACUCCUACUCGAUCGCGGUGCUGAGAUCGAUGCAAUUGACGGACGAUGCCACACUGCUCUGUCAUAUGCACUGGAGAACAAGCCGGCUGUCGUCCGGGAGCUGAUUGCUCGAGGCGCCGAUUCGCUCUGCGGAUUCGAGACAGAGGAAUCGCCUCUUCAAGAGGUCGCAGGAACAGGCCGUCCGGGGUUAGUCGCGCUGUUCCUCGGAACUUCCAAUGCCUACCGAAUCAAAUAUCAGGACUUCGCUGCUGUGUUCCGUCGCCCUUCGAGGUUCAACUGGGAACGGAUGGAGUAUUGGACGCGGUUCGCGGUCGAGAAAGUGCUGAGACAGCACUACUGGCGAUUGAGGUAUCCUACUCUGGCUACUUGA
This is a messenger RNA of Penicillium alfredii, 2148 nucleotides long. RefSeq lists its product as uncharacterized. The transcript has a single exon. The coding region runs from base 1 to 2148 and encodes 715 amino acids. The record is from RefSeq and is a predicted model, not a curated record. Gene Ontology annotation, molecular function: protein binding. Lineage: Eukaryota; Fungi; Ascomycota; Eurotiomycetes; Eurotiales; Aspergillaceae.